This is a messenger RNA of Protopterus annectens (West African lungfish), 2515 nucleotides long. RefSeq names its product basic, immunoglobulin-like variable motif containing (gene BIVM). Gene Ontology annotation, cellular component: nucleus. Gene Ontology annotation, molecular function: DNA endonuclease activity; single-stranded DNA binding. The coding region runs from base 134 to 1690 and encodes 518 amino acids. Gene Ontology annotation, biological process: nucleotide-excision repair. The transcript is spliced from 10 exons. The record is from RefSeq and is a predicted model, not a curated record. Lineage: Eukaryota; Metazoa; Chordata; Ceratodontiformes; Protopteridae.
GGAAAUGUAGUUUUCCUGAGCAACAUUACGGUUUUUCAGGUGCAAACUGACUUGAUGCAGCACAGAUUGUCUUGAAUGGACAUCUUGAUUUUCCAUUGGUUAUCAUAUCAGAACUCUGUAAUCCACUGUUGAUAUGGAUAAAAAUUCUAGAGAUCCUCAGGCUUUGUACUUUCAUUCAGUGCCUAAUCCUUUGGAUGAUCAAGGAGCUGCGUCCAGAAACUGGAACCAGAAUGACUGCAAUAAACAUUAUUCAGAGGAUGAAUCUCAUGAUCGCCUGAAUAUGUGUUGCUCUGGGAAUUCAGAAAGAAAGCUGAACACUAGCAUAGAUGGUCUUUAUCCAAGGGCAUGCCCUGUUACUCACUCGAAGGAGAAGUUUUACACAGUUUGCUCAGACUAUGCUUUGCUGAAUCAAGCCACAUCUUUCUAUAACUUGCCAGCAAUAUCUCAUUCUACUAUACAGCACAGUAGUACUUCAAACUUAGGAGCAGAUCCCUCAGGCUACAUGGAAUUUCAGGGAGAAUCCUCGGAAGUCUCCUUCGAUGCUGACAGUGAAAUGGACUCCUUAUCGGCUAACAACAGCAAGCUUCUGCUGGCAUGGGAAAUUGAUAAAUCUGAUUUCAGUCCCACAUUGCAAAAAACAAGGAGCCGAACAGGAAAUUUGAAGAGAGCUAUUACCAAAGAAUCAAAAAAUCUGGAUAAAAAAGGCAAACACUUCAAAGAGUUUCCCUUUAAUAUGGCUUCAGAAGACAUAAAGCAGAGAAAAGUGAUGGAUCUUAGGAGAUGGUAUUGCAUAAGCCGUCCACAAUACAAGGCUUCAUGUGGAAUUUCUUCGUUAGUGUCCUGCUGGAAUUUCUUAUACAGCACCCUUGGAGCAGGGAGUCUUCCACCAGUUACUCAAGAGGAUGCAUUGCAUAUAUUAGGUUUUCGACCACCAUAUGAAGAAAUAAGGUUUGGGCCAUUCACUGGAAAUGCAACAUUAAUGAGGUGGUUUAGGCAGAUCAACGAUCAUUUCCAUGUCCGAGGUUAUUCUUAUAUUUUAUAUAAACCACAUGGGAAAAACAAGACUGCUGGUGAAAGUGCAUUUGGGGCCCUGACAAAGCUAACUAAAGGAUUAAAAGAUGAUUCCAUGGCUUAUGUAUACCAUUGUCAGAAUCAUUACUUUUGUCCCAUUGGAUAUGAAGCCACUCCGUUAAAGGCAUGUAAAGCUUACAGAGGACAACUCACCAAUCAGGAAGUAGAAUACUGGAUUCUAAUAGGGGAAUCGAGUAGAAAGCAUCCAUCCAUUCACUGCAAAAAAUGGUCAGACAUUGUGACUGAUCUGAAUACUCAGAACCCAGAGUUCCUAGAUAUUCGUCAUACAGAACGGGGGAUUCAGAACAGGAAGACCAAGAAAGUAGGAGGGAAUUUACAUUGCAUCUUGGCUUUCCAAAGACUGAACUGGCAGAAGUUUGAACCUUGGAAUCUGCAGUUUGGAAAUCUUAGGCAAAAUAAACAUUCUGUGACACAGGAACAUAAAUUUCCAAAGUCUGAUAGUGAAGAUGCUGUUUCCAGUAAGCAGCAUGGAUAUAUGGAAAGAUCAUACAAUGCUGGUUUUCAGCUGGACUGUAGUUGGAAAGGGUCAAAUAUCCAGGAGUACAAAGGCACUGGCUCUCUUGCAAGUGAUACUGAUGAUGAUGAUGUAAAUGAGUAGGGCAUGAGGCAGAGUUCUUUGUAUGAGAUUACUGUUGCUGCACUUUUAUAUGGGCCUGCAGCAUAUCACAGUUUUCUAUUUAGAAUUUGGAGUGGAUAAAUACUUAGUAUUACAGGUCAUCCUCGUUUAUGAUGGGUAACUUUGAUUGUUAAAAAAAAAAUUAAUAAAAAAAUAAAAAAAAUAAAAACAAUUCUUCUUUACCUCCAUAUCAAAAAACAGUUUUCUAGCUACAAGCUGAUAGUAGUAGGAAAACCUGGAUUAUUUUUAUAUACCAUGUUUAGUAAUAGAAUAAAUAUGAAAUGAGGGUGAAAAUUCAGAUGCUUUUUGCUGUUAAAAAAUAGACAACACAGUCAGUACAAAUGUGUAUCUAGUCAAAGAAGCACUCAGCGGAAGAGUAUGUAUUGUGUAAAUGUUUGUUUACCUUACAGGUGACAAACCGUGAAUUAACACAUAUGUUUAUUGAAUUUAGCAUCUACAGUCAUAACACUGCAUAGCUUUAUUGACAUUUCCAGAUUGCUUUGUCUGAAAGAAAUAGGAAUAGUUUAUUGGAGAUUUCUUACUGAAGACUCUAGUGAAGUUGAAUGUUCCAGGGCGACUUGGAAACAUAAACAUAUCUGAUGCCUCACCUCACUAAGGCACAUCGCAAGUGCUGCUGCUUCAUAUCUGUCUUGGCACAUCUCAUUGCUGUGAAGCAAAAAUUAAUUAUUUAAAGAUCAACAAUCACACCAGAUUAAUGUUUUGGUUUCUCUCUCUCUUUUUACUAUGAAUGUAUAUUUAUAAAAUGUUAAUUAAAAAGAACUUGGCUAAGAUAUGUAAAUUUUUUAA